This is a messenger RNA of Haliotis rubra (blacklip abalone), 2267 nucleotides long. RefSeq names its product arrestin domain-containing protein 4-like. Gene Ontology annotation, biological process: protein transport. The record is from RefSeq and is a predicted model, not a curated record. Lineage: Eukaryota; Metazoa; Mollusca; Gastropoda; Lepetellida; Haliotidae. Bases 486 to 1670 code for a protein of 394 amino acids. The transcript has 2 exons. Gene Ontology annotation, cellular component: cytoplasm.
UGAAUGGCUAUGACAGAAGCACCAAGUCUGAAAAUGAUAGUUUGUAUUUGAAGCUUUUUCAGCAUUGUCAUAGCAGCUGAAGUGCUUGUGAAGGACGGUUGAUCUUGCGCCGAGGCUACGGCUCUAACGAGAUCAGGUGUGCACAGCUAUUCAUCCAGUCAGAGAUCUUUCUUCACUGAGUUGGAAAAACAGGUUUUAUGAUCCCGAAAUAGCGUGGGCAGACUAUACGGUCUUCCUUGCUUGACUGACGACCAAGUCCUCAUAAUGCAGACUGACCCAGUAAGGAUGGGGUAGCAGAGAUUAGAAUGAAACCCACCACGUAGUGAUCAACACCUUGUGAAAUAUAACCACCACCAAAGACAAGUUUCUGGAGAGAAUACACUUGUUGAGAUCUGGAACCGGAUGCUGUGAUGUAGUUGAAGCAGCUCAAACAGCAAGCCUGAACUCCGCAUCCAACCAACCGGAUUAAACCAGACACAUACAACAUGUCUGCAAUUGAGCAGUUGUCAAUCACUCUGGAGCAUGACAUUGACGAGCAGUAUCAGUACCAACCUGGCGAGGUGGUGCGUGGCUCCAUCUGCAUCAAAUCAACCAGACCCACCUUCAUCAGGACAAUAUUCAUCACGAUAGUCGGGGAGGGCUCAGUUGGCUGGGACGAUGAGAGUACUGGAGAGACGUACACCGCCAAUGAGACAUACAUCAAUGCAUCUAAGGUUGUCAUCGAUGCUCGGGGAGGACGACCAAAAGGGAUUCAUGUCGGCAACAAUGACUUCCCUUUCGCGUACCAGCUUCCCGAAAACCUCCCAUCUUCGUACAUCGGAAAAUAUGGGAGUGUAACAUACCUAAUGAAAGCAACGGUCAAGGGAGAUAAGUCUAUUGAUCAAGCUAUUACAAGUGAGCCGUUUCUGUGUUUAAGGAGGAGUCCGUUGCCAGAUUCCAUAGAAACACCAUUGGAGUUAGAACGGAAUCAGUGUUUCUGGGCUUCGUGCACUUUUGGGAAUGUUUAUGUUCGCGCAGGACUCAACAAGCAAGGUGGUGUGCCUGGAGAAGAUUUGUUUGUUCACGCGGAAGUGAAAAACAAAAGUCGGCGUACGAUCACAGCUGUCCAGGCAUCGAUCAUCAUGCAUAGUACAUACAAUGCCAAGAAGUACACCACGAACUUUCGACAGAUAGUCAACAAGAAACGUGAUGAGUAUGACCUAACCUACAAUGACGGAAGGCGAUGGUCAUAUGUUCGUCUCACCGUUCCGCCAUACAUCCCCGAAUCGAACUUGGAAUACUGCGAUAUUAUCGACUUGUCGUAUCUUUUCCAGUUUCGGGUGGAGUUGACAGGAGGAGUUGAGGUGAAACUGGAAGCUCCUCUCCUGAUUGGAGCUCACCCAGCCGGGUUGGAAAUUCCGAAACAAGAGAAGCCAAAUAACAACAUCAAUAGUCAAUGGACAGUGAAAAUGAAGGGGAUUGUACUGGACAAUGUAGGUAAUGGGUUCGACGAACGUGACACGGUCAAUGACUGGCAUGGGGGAGUACCACCUGAGCUUCGGAGCGAUGACAGGAGCGUCAUCAACAAUCCUCUGUUUCGUCAUAAUUCCUUCAUGAAUCGUGGUGGUCACGCUGGGAUGAGGAACGCUCCAGAGGAGCCACCAGAGAUCAUCGAGAACACCAAAUUAUGAAGACGGUCCUAGAAAGUACUAGUAAAUACAUAAAUAUAUUCUGUUUUGGGUUGCCACUGGUCAAAAUAUUUAUUCUAUGCAAAUUUGUAGAUAAGAACUGGUUUGAGAAUUGAAGAUGUCCACUGUAGUUUUACUGUUAUUUUACAACAAUAACUUACCAAAUAAUUUGAAAUUGAUUUUUAUCCAUGAAUCAUCCUAAGAGAAAUCCACAAAGACAUUCUUGCUAUUAACAAGGAAUAUGCACCUGUCAAUCAGAGACACCUCACUGACAUUGAUGAGCUUCUUGGAACAAUCACAUAUCAAUUUCAUGUACAUACUUUGACAGUUCCUUGUCAAGUGUGUGUUGUAAAUAUCACUGAAAUGGAUUAGCCUGUGUACAGGAAUAUAUAUUACCCAGUGACUAUCAAGUGCAAUGGACAUACUUACAUAGUAUCAUUAGGGGCUAGUAUAUAUAUGUAUAAAAUACUAUUUUACUGUCAUUUGUCACUAUUGGAAUCAAAUGUUAAUGCAGAAUUUUACAAAAUAAUAUUAUAUGUUCAAUUAAUCAUGCAUUUAUUUCAUAAUUGUCAGCUUUAAAGAGAUUUUAAAACUACAAAA